AUGACAGUCCAUAUAAGAAGUCUCCCUACCGUGUCCUAUGCCCUGCACCAAACCUCUCCCGAAAACUUCACCAACCAAUUGCGCGACGCUCUCCUCUCGCACGGCUUCCUCUACCUCGACGACAUCGCCUCCUCCUUCCCUUCCUGGAUCGACUCAUGGGAUCAAGCAUUCAGUGAUUCCAGGGCUUUCUUUGAGCUUCCUAUAGAAGAGAAACAAAAGAUCGGUAUGCUCGAGUCAAAGCAUUUUAGGGGUUAUUCGGGGUUCAAAGUCGAGGUGACGGCGGGCAAGAAGGAUUUGAGGGAGCAAAUCGAUUUUGGGUGAGUACGCUGGAGAACGACAGUGGAUCUACGCCUUUUCCCGACGACGAUAAAGAAGACCCUUUAAAAACUGACACGAUGUGAUUCCAGUCCCGAAACACCACCGCACCCUGAAACACCCUCGAACCUCUUUCUCUCCCUCUAUGGCCCCAACCUAUUCCCCACCUCCACCCAAGUCCCCCACUUCCGCUCCUCGAUCCUCACCUUUCGUUCCCAACUCCUCGCCAUCUCCCAAACCCUCCUCCAUUUCAUCGCACAAUCCAUCACCCCUUCCCCAAACCUAAUUGAAAAACACUGGUACCCGCUAUCCGAAACACCUCGGGAUCGAGAGUUGGCGGAAUACGAACCCGAUUAUUCGAGGAUGAAGGUUGUGCGAUACCCCGUGGUGAGGAAGGAGGAAGAGGAUGAGGGCGCUUUAGGUGUGGGCGCACAUAAGGAUGGUGGUGGGUUGACCUUGCUGGCCCAGGACCAGACAGGCGGUUUGCAGGUCAGUUAGGGCGGGUUCAAAGGGACAUUGGAGGUUUAACAAGCUUCGCCUGAUGGGUUUUCCGAGUUUCCGAUCUGGGUAGGUCCAAGCUUGGGAUGGGGUGUGGAUCGACGUGACCCCGAAAAAGUAUGCUCUCGUCAUCAACAUUGGUCAAGUACUGUACGUCGUCCCGUGGCAAGUGACAAUUCCACAAGAACCCAGCUCGGUACAUCCUGACACCCUAACUGCCGAAAUUCCUGACUUUGCCCCCCUCCAGCGAACGCCUGACAUGCGGCGUCUACUCCGCCACCACGCAUCGCGUACUCCCCACCUUCGGUACCGAACCCCGUCUCUCAAUUCCUUUCUUCUUCUCUCCCACCCUCCAAGCCCAUCUGACCCCCUUGGACCCCCUCAAAGACCUGCACCCUUCCGUCCUCGAUCAUCUCGAAGCGUCGACUUCGGAAAAGGUUUCCGAGGUAAAGAAGAAUGAUCUGCAUGAGGAGGUGUUCGGUAAGAUGGCUUGGAGGGGUAUUUCGAGGAGUCAUGGGGAUGUGUGGGAGAGGUGGUAUGGUAAGGACGUGGAUCCGGUCGGUGGGCCGGAGGUGGUGUAG
This is a messenger RNA of Microbotryum saponariae, 1394 nucleotides long. The record is from the annotation of a GenBank genome assembly. Lineage: Eukaryota; Fungi; Basidiomycota; Microbotryomycetes; Microbotryales; Microbotryaceae.